GGAUAAGCAGAAGAGAGACAGAGAUUCUGCCUUCCCAGAAUAAAGUGAAGCUGACAAGAAAAUAGGCUAAUGAUGUGAGACUAGGACUAAAGAACCAGGCACUGAAGAGAAAUGGAGUCCACUAUAUCGCAGAACAUCUGAAAAUGAUGGCAAAUGAGCAUGAAAGGAUAUUCUUUCACCUUUGUGUCCUUUCUUCUCUCCCGGUCACCUCUCAAAGGACAUACCAUGAUUUCUUCUAUGACUACUUGUCAAAUACUGUUGCUUUUGAUCUCAGUAUUAGCUGGCUUUAUCAUUUUGAUGGCUUCAGAAAACUUCAUAAAGUUUCCUUCUGUUCUCAUUCCUUCUACUACUGGUCAUCAUUUGGACACUUGCAGAAAAUCUUCAUGUCCUGAAAUACCACUCAGAACAGCCACAGAACCCACAGAGACUGAUUUAAAAAUAAAGAAAAUCAUAGAGCACCUGGAUCAUCAGAUCCCACACAGACCAUUCUCUCAUAUCAGUACCACCACAAGUGCAGCCCAUAGUGUGGCCAGAAUCAUCAAUCCUAGGACCACUUACUGCAAAGGGGAUCAACUAGACAUCCACCUGGAGGCAAGAGACUAUUUGGGACGCAGAAAAGAAUAUGGAGGAGACUUCUUAAGGGCCAGGAUUUCUUCCCCAGAUCUGAAGGCAGGAGCUUCAGGAAAGUUGACAGAUUUCAACAAUGGUACCUACCUUGUCAGCUUCACUUUAUUCUGGGCAGGCAAUGUCUCUGUGUCUCUUCUUCUCAUCUUUCCCAGUGAAGGGGUGUCUGCCCUCUGGAGAGCAAGGAAUAGAGGGUAUGGUAAGGUGACUUUCAUGGGUCAAUUUGUCAAUGGCAAAUCCCAAGUCUUAAGCGAAUGUGGCUUGGUUCUAAAUACAAGUGCUGAACUGUGCCAGUAUCUGGACCUCCGAGAUCAAGAAGCCUUCUACUGUGUGAAACCUACAUAUGUAUCUUGUGAUGCAUUGACCCAUAUGAAGACCAAGAAUAAUGAAGUUUCUUAUCUUAGUAUAAAGGAGAAAAAUCUCUUACAUAAGUAUGAUGCAGACAUUGAAAUUAUAAGAGAAUUUGAACACAUCAUGGUCUCCUAUUGUAACAAUGUUGAAACAGUAAAAGAGAAAUGCCAGAUUGGAAUGAAGUCCCCUAUUCCCAGUGGUUAUUCUUUGCAAGAGAAGUGGAAUCCAGCAUUUUGUAAACUAACUCAGCUAAGCAAUGUGACUGAAAUCAAUAAUUGUUUGAAAGGAAAACUCAUUUACCUCAUGGGAGAUUCUACCCUACGCCAGUGGAUAAAGUACUUAUCCAAAUUUGUGAAAACACUGAAGUAUUUUGAUCAUCAUGGAAGUGGACCAUUUGAGAAGCAUGUACUUCUGGAUGCACAAAGACAGAUUUAUAUUCAAUGGAAAAAACAUGGACUUCCAUUUGUGACUAACCAAAUAUACACAUUAAAAGAUCAUGAAUAUAUUACCCGUGAAAUUGACAGAGUAGCAGGAGACAGAAACACAGUCAUUGUCAUUACCUUAGGACAACACUUCAGGCUCUUCCCCAUUGAUAUCUUUGUCCGAAGAGUUAUCAAUAUCCAAAAGGCAAUUAGGCGAUUAUUUCUAAGAAGUCCAGAUACAAGAGUUAUCCUGAAAUCAGAAAACUUACGGGAGAUGCACAUGGACCCUUCGCAAGCUGUCAACUUUCAUGGAUAUAUUCAGUACCUCAUUAUGAGGGACAUUUUCUGGGAUCUCAAUGUGGGUUUCAUUGAUGCCUGGGACAUGAGCAUUGCAUAUGAUUCUAAAAUCCUCCAUCCCCCUGAUAAUGUUAUUGGAAAUCAGAUUAAUAUGUUCUUAAACUACAUCUGCUAAGGAAUAGGAAAAAACCACCAGGAAGGACUCUUUAAAGGUUUAUCUACUAAGUAUUAUAGAGGGACAAAAUAUGCCUAAUGAGGGAUUCCAGUAGAUAUGUGCCUAGAAGAAAGUGUGAAUACAAGUUGGUAAGAUGAUGUAUCACAGUGGGGGACAAGAGGAAAGCAUGAGGCUCUACAUGCCCUUUUGUAAUAAGUGGGUCAUGAAUGUAUAAUGUUAUUACUAUUCUGGUUGACUAGAUCACAUGGGAUAAUAAAGCUUCAUUGAUAAUCUUGAUUUCUAUAAUAUUCAGUGACCCUAACUUUUCAGGAUGUAUGUGUUCACAAUAGGAUAGGGAGAAAUCCCAGAAUAUAGGUUUGAGGAAUAUCUUGGCACAGUCAGCAAGAACAUAAGAUCAACCCUAACAAGUGAUUUGAUUGAAGACUAAAAGAUCUGAUCACACCACAAAGAGAACUUUUGUGUUCAGUAUUAGUUUUGUUGAAAUUCAGCAAUGAUCGCAUGGAUGUCUUAUAAAUAUACAGUGUUUAUUAUAAUUUUAGGAAAGGAAAAGUUGUCUACAUUAUUAAGAAAGGAUACCAUUACAUAUCCUCAGGGAUGAAUGAAGCAGUUAGUCAAAUAAGGAGAUGUAAGUUUAGACACCUAAUAAGUAUUUCUGAAGCCAGCCUUGAAUUCAGGUCUUCCUAACUCCAGGUCCAGCACUCUAUCUACUUUACCAUUAAUUGCUUCAUAAAGCACCAUUGCAAUUCACUUUUAAAAAUCCAGUGAUAGGAGUCAGCUAGGUAGUGCAGUGGAUAGAGUA
Messenger RNA from Sarcophilus harrisii (Tasmanian devil), 2668 nucleotides. Its product is annotated as NXPE family member 1-like. The transcript has 6 exons. The record is from RefSeq and is a predicted model, not a curated record. Lineage: Eukaryota; Metazoa; Chordata; Mammalia; Dasyuromorphia; Dasyuridae. Bases 154 to 1869 code for a protein of 571 amino acids.